AUGGAUAUUUUAUUAUUGCAUGAAUAUAAUCAUUUUCAACAGCAAAGACGUCUGAGGUGGGAUUGUUUUGAUUGCCAAACAUGUCCACAAUAUGCAGACCAUGUGAAAUGCCUGAUUGCGGACCCAAGGCAAUCUCGCUUGAAUGUGGAAGUUAAUUUGCUGGAAGCAGUACCAUCCAUUAGGACUUACAUGAAAAUCUCCACCCGAUUCAAGCCAUCGGAAGCGUAUCGGAAGUUCCUUGACAUUUCCUUUGAUGGCUGCCGCGUAAUAUCGGAUUUGUCAAAAGGCACUACCAUGAUAGCUAAGAUCUAUAAUGCCGUUGUUAAAUUCAGUAAUCAGCAGCGAAAAUGUCCCAUAAAAAAGGGCUUCAUUUACUAUCACAACAUAAGUAUAGAGGAACUUUUACCCUCGUUCCUGCCGGCAAGCAGUAUUUUUGUAGAGGUCCACUUUUUCCAUCCGAAGAAAACGUAUUUGAAUAUGACUCUAAGAGGAGACAUUUCAGAAAUAUAA
Messenger RNA from Drosophila pseudoobscura, 510 nucleotides. RefSeq lists its product as uncharacterized. The transcript has 3 exons. The record is from RefSeq and is a predicted model, not a curated record. Lineage: Eukaryota; Metazoa; Arthropoda; Insecta; Diptera; Drosophilidae. Bases 1 to 510 code for a protein of 169 amino acids.